UGACGUGAUAAGUUGAUAAAUGUAGCGUGUUAUUCGUAUUAAUAUUUUAGAUCCAGAAAAUUUUAAAAGAGUACUUCGUGAGUAAGAGUAUGAUAUAUGUGAAUACUGUUCGAAAAUCGCAACUGUAAAGAUGAACAAACACCAGGAAAUGGAGAGUCCGCCGAUUUCCAACUCUGAUGCGGAUGAAAACGGAUGGCAAAAAAUGAGCUUUAUGUCCAAGGCGGCGUUCGUGGCCCGAAACGUGUCGGUAGAACCAAUGUUGGGCGUCUUUCAGCUUUCCAUGAUUAUGUCGAGUUUGACCACACAAAACCUGAACAUGCAAAAGGCUUGCCGAGUGAACUUAAACCUGGACAAUACGGUGUGCUAUGCUCUGGAGAACAAAAACGCCUUAUCAUAUCCGGACGAAGAGGUGACAGUGCAGAAACUAGUGGCCAAGAUGAUGCUAUGGCAGAGCCUCUUUCAGAAUAUGGUGCCGUGCAUUCUGGUGAUGUUCGUCGGUUCGUGGAGCGACCGGAACCGGAAACGUAAGCCGUUGAUGCUGUUACCUAUUAUCGGUGAAAUAGUGCGCAACAUCGGCUUACUCGCUUGUGUGUUUUUCUUUUACGAGCUGCCGAUGGAGAUAGCAGGUAUCAUCGAGACAGUCCCAUCAGCCGUUACUGGUGGUCUACCGGUGUUGAUACUAGCAGUGUUCGCGUACGUGGGGGACAUAAGCACGGUUGAAAAUAGAACAGUCCGUGUCGGGCUUGUGAGUUUAUUUUUUUCGAUCAGUAUUACCUUUGGAUCAGCAUUAUCUGGCAUCGUGUUUCGAGAUUAUGGUUUUUACGGAGUGUAUGUAGUAUCCACUGCAUUGUAUGUGUUCAGCUUCAUAUACUGUAUAAUUAUCAUCAAAGAUAUUAAGCCUGAUGUAGACAAAUACCACGAUCAACAUAUUAUUAUUGAUCAUUGCAAAAAAUCACUUUUUCUGAAGAUAUCCGAUUUCUUUAACUUAAAACAUGUAAAAGAAGCGAUUCGAGUUACAUUUAAACGAAGAAAUGACGAUAACCGAAGAAUGGACAUAAUACUGUUGUUUAUUACCAUGGUUAUUAUAUUGGGUCCUCUGAGCGGUGAACAACCUUUGAUGUAUUUGUUGGUCCGAGUCAAAUUCAGUUGGAAUGAAGUAGACUUCAGUGUUUUUUCCACGUAUUACUUUAUUUGUAAUCUCGUAGGUAUUGGAUUUACAUUGUGGAUUUUUGUUAACCGUUUGGGUAUUGAUGACAGAUUGAUAGGAGCAAUUGGAUGUCUGAGCAAAGGAUUGGCUUCUUUCGUUUAUGCCUUUGCACCGACCGAAUUCUUAUUCUAUCUUGGUCCAAUUGUCGACAUAUUUCACGGUACAGCACUUGUUGCAUUUAGAGCGAUACUCUCGAAACUUGUUCCUGCAAACCAACUCGGUCAGGCGUUGGCGGUAUCUUCACUCGUCGAAACCAUAAUUCCUGCAAUAUUCAGACCGUUAUACAGUGUGAUAUAUUAUAAGACACUACACUUUAUACCUGGCGCAUUUUACUUGUUUGGAGGAGUGCUUAAUCUUUUUGGCAUCUUUGUUUUUUUAUGGAUGUACAAACGUACAAAACAGAAGAGCGUAAAAUCAAACAACUCAAAAAUGCCAAAGUUGCAAAAAUGAUUUAACUCUAAAGGUUCACUU
Messenger RNA from Melanaphis sacchari, 1678 nucleotides. RefSeq lists its product as uncharacterized. The record is from RefSeq and is a predicted model, not a curated record. Gene Ontology annotation, biological process: transmembrane transport. NCBI's taxonomy places the organism in Eukaryota, Metazoa, Arthropoda, Insecta, Hemiptera, Aphididae. Gene Ontology annotation, cellular component: membrane. The transcript has 8 exons. Gene Ontology annotation, molecular function: transmembrane transporter activity. The coding region runs from base 131 to 1657 and encodes 508 amino acids.